AUGGAUCAGUUUGUCAACAAAAUUCGUUUUUGGGAUUCAAAGGAAUCGGCAACCUUUUCAUCGCGACAUCAGAGUACUACUGCUAUUACUACUACUACUACUACUAAACAGACUAAUGUGUUUUGUACGGAUGAAACAAUAGAUUACAAAGCAUAUCACUUAUGUGCAUAUGAUCCUAUUUUAGGAGUUUUAAUUUGCGUGGGUAAUAAUGAACCAGUAGUUGUAUUAGCUUCGGGCCGUCGACGGGCGGUUUUACCAGUGCGUAAAGGUACUUGUUGGUUAAAUUGUCACAUCCUUGCUGGAACUUCAAGUUUUCUAUUACUUUCCCCUGAUUGUUUACUGCUUCUUGAUUAUACACAGCGUAAUCCGACUUGUGCACUCUUUCCUCGUGGGAAAAGUGAGACUUUCUUUACAUGUUUGCAUGUUCCCCAAGGUGUAACAUGGGGAGCCGUUGGUUGUCGUAAUGGUACUGUGGCGUAUUGGAAGUUAAAACAGGAAGAGAACAAUAAGGUGAGUCUCGUUUGGACAGCAUUAACAAGUAAUGUUUCUGAGUUUUGUCGUCCUUUUCUUCCUACAACAAAUCCUACGAAAGAUGGUUAUAUUUAUGCAAUGGACUCUUAUGCGACGAGUCCAAAUAUGUUUAUAGCAGUAAUUUCCGGAGUUUCUGGGGUUUGUAAAUGGGAUAUAGAGGAGAAUAGUCUCUAUACCCUUUUUACUACAUCAGGUAAUACCAUAGGAUCUGCUCUCACUACUUGUAAAGUGACACCAGGAGGAACCUAUGUCGUUGCUACGACAAGGGAUGUUUCCGUUGUUUUAAUAUGGUCAAAUAGUGGAAAAAAGAAAAAAGAUAAAUCCGUGGAACUUACUUGGGUUUUGGAGACUGGGUGUCGUUUAUCAACAAAUUUUGUAAACCUGAAUGAGGAAAAUGAGAUUGAUGAUACUAUAGCUCCUUCAUGUGGUAUAUAUAUUGCACGUAGUACAGGAUCUUCAACGCAUGUACAAUCUGAUAAAAAAUGUCAAAUGUAUUUGUUGUUGUAUUCUGCGAAAGAUUUAGUAGAAAUUGUGGUAGAUAUGGAGGAGAAACAGCUUAUUCAACGAGAAGACAUAUUAGCAAAUGUAGCAGCAUUACAGUUAGAAUCCACUUUAUCACCUGAUAGUAAGGAUAUGAUUACAUUACAACACAUAAUUCCGUGUACGUGUUCUAAAUACUGGUUAGGGAUGUGUUCUGAGACAGAAUUAAAUAUACUUAUUCUAAUGAUUCAAGAUUCUGGACCUUUAUUAGUUGAACGAUCUCGUGCAAAGCGAGCUGUGAAAUGUAUCACAGAAAUGCUAGAUAUCCCACGUUCUUCUUCCUCCUCAGAUAAUGAAAUGUUUAUCGUAAAACCACCUAUAGAAACGAUGUAUACUAUUUCUCCUUUUAUGGGAAAAGUUCGAGAGGAAACUAACCCGUGGAAUAUUAUCUUUACUGGAAUGAAAAGGGUAAAUGCCUCUGAAUUUACAAAAGAAGAAGAUAGUGCAAUUAUUGGAAUAAUUUCCAAUGGAUUUAGUGGAGGUAUUUGUUUACUUCCCUCAUCUAAUGAGUGCUUACCUAUACCUCAGGAAUUGAUAAAGCAAGAUAUCAUAUGUUCAGGUUGUGAGUAUGUUGAGGGUGAUGGAUCGCUAAUAAUACUUGAACGAGCUUUUCCAGAACCUCCAGAAACAACAAAAGUAAUUUUGCGUGCUGUAGCAAAAGAGGAUAUGGUUACUCUAUUCAUUAUGCAUCUUUCACCUCCAAAAGUGGAGUCUUUUCUUUUAUUUUCGAAAGAAAUGCUUGCGUCAAUUGCAUCUCUUACAACUGGAGGAGAAUAUGGUGCUGUAGCACGAAAAGCAAUUUUAGUUGAAUGUCAUCUAGAGUCUCUUGAUACUACAUGUUCAGAAUUCAACAUUAUGCAUGGUGGAUGGAGUAUUCUUCUUCAGUUAUGUGAUGGUUCCUUGAUUCUCAUAGAUCUAAGAAGCGUUGGAGAUGUUGAAAAGGGUCAUUUACCCCAUAUGGUACAUUAUCCUUCUGGUUUAUUCCCUGCAGGAACUAGUGUCACAUCAUUUCAUACAACUUGGUUAGAUUGGGAUGAUGUUCCAGAACGAAGCAAAAGUAGGAUAGAUGGAGAAAGCUCUUUAGUGUUAUUUUGUGUCUUGUCAGGUCAGAAGGGUCUGUUAGUAUGGGAUAUGUCUCGAAUGCGACUUUUAACCUAUUUUCAAAAUACAGAACGAGAAGAUUGGCGUUAUAAUAGUCUUUUGACACACUCAAAAAAAGUUUCUUUUUAUGAAUCUAAUUGGGGCAAGAAGCUUUUGAUAUCCAUUUCUCUUAAGAUUGAUUCCACUACUGGCGGAAGUAAUACAAAUGAAGGGUGUAUCUUUUUACGCGAUUUCCUUGGUCGACUCCUAAUUUCCUUUUCAGUGGGAUACGGUUUGGAUGGGAAUAAUGUUUGGUACCUUAAAAGAGAUAAUAUUGAGAAUGAUUGUCAUCCAAUAUCAUCUGCAGAUGCGCAAUCCAUUAAAUUAUGUAUCAAUAUAGUGGAUAAUCAAGUUGUGGUAGAUACAGGAAUAGAGCUUUCUCUUGGUGAAACUUUAUUCCCUUGUAGUCAUAUAGCUAUGGUAGAGACAAGUUUUUCCUGGACCUUUGCAAAUCUUGUAUGGGAGUUUCUUGAAGAAAAGCAAGAAGGAGUAGCAGAAUCAGAAAAAGAAGAAAAUUCCAAAUUAUCAAGAGAUGUUUCAAGUGAUCAGAGGGAAGAGGGAAGUGUAUUACUCUGUGGUGAUAGAAAAAUUAAUAUGUUUCGCGCUACACAACUGGCAACAAGUGGGGGAGAAAAAAAAUCUUUGGCAAUAUACCAGAUCCCGUCAGGAUGUGUCUUGGAACAUGCCGUGGUUUGCAAAUCAUUACGUGCUAUUCUUCUCUUAAGUCGGGAUGCUAAUAAAUGGCGAUGGUUUAGUCUAUUUGAUUUAAAUUCUGCUGAUGAGUUGAUGAAGCCAUUUGUAAUGACACAUUUUGUUCACGAGGAAGGUGAUUUGCGCAUUUACCCAGUUUCCAUCAAAGGAGACGGUGUUCACGUAUAUAUUUUGGGUCGAGGUGGAACGCUUGGACACCUUUUACUUUCAAGAGAGGCGUCUGAGGAAGUAGCCCGUUUUAACCAGGGACACGGAUAUUUUACCAAUUCAUGCUACAUACCUGCCCCGGCAGGAUUUCGGGCGUAUGCGCGUUUUUUGCCGUCACCACCAACAAUGAAGCAGGAACAUGGAUUUUUAAAACGGCUGAUGACGCUUCCAUGGGAAGAUGUUGUGUUGAAAAUCGAGUGUGAAGUUUUGUGUAGCGAACGAUCGGAGUCUUUUGACGAGUUUCAAGAACGUAUCACGAGACCCUUGGAAAAGACCCCACCAACGGCACCAAAACAACCAGACCCCGAGCAAGAGCGAAAAGAAUUGUUGCAAGGAAGUCGGUAUUCAGAGCUAAAAUCUAUAGCCGCUCGUGAAAACGUCACCCUCAGCGAGGCGAGGCGAAUUAUGAGUGAAAACAGAAACCGUCUCGAAGAACGCGGGGAACGAAUCGCCCAGAUUGAAAACCGGUCGCGCGAACUCGCGGAGCAGGCCGCUACUUUUGAAGAGCUGGCAAGGAAGUUAAAGGAGAAACAGCGGAACCGUUGGUUUUAA
Trypanosoma theileri is the source of this 3681-nucleotide messenger RNA. Its product is annotated as putative R-SNARE protein. The transcript has a single exon. Gene Ontology annotation, molecular function: protein binding. NCBI's taxonomy places the organism in Eukaryota, Euglenozoa, Kinetoplastea, Trypanosomatida, Trypanosomatidae. Bases 1 to 3681 code for a protein of 1226 amino acids. The record is from RefSeq and is a predicted model, not a curated record.